GCGUUUAAGCAUUCGAUUCAAGUGUCGCAGAGAUUUUCGUCGACUCGCCGCGCCCAUUGGACGUUGCAUUUUAUAUUUUUGUUUUUGCCGACUUCUCCAUCGUUGAUAUCUUAUGACAUUUCCUAUCCAGACGAGAGAACUUCACUUAAUGUUGAAUCUUCUGAUAUGGAGCACUCAGCAUUCAAGCCAUUGAUGAUCCGCCAGGCCAGCCUCACCCGCUUGGGCUCUAUGCUGAACACUGCCGUUGGAAACAGCAAGAAACCAGCUAAUGGCGAAAUCCAGUGGUGUUUCUCUCAAGUUAAAGGCACACUAGAUGAUGAGAUCACAGAAGCUGACAUCAUCUCCUGUGUUGAAUUCAAUCAUGAUGGAGACUUGCUGGCCACCGGUGAUAAAGGUGGACGAGUGGUCAUCUUCCAGAGAGAUCCAGUGUCCAAAACUUCAGUACCUAGACGAGGAGAAUACAAUGUCUACAGUACUUUCCAGAGUCAUGAACCUGAGUUUGAUUACCUCAAGUCGUUGGAGAUUGAAGAAAAGAUCAACAAAAUUAGGUGGCUAAGGCGGAAGAACCCAGCUCAUUUCCUCCUGUCGACAAAUGACAAGACAAUCAAAUUGUGGAAAGUUUCUGAACGAGACAAGAGAGCAGAAGGGUACAACUUGAAGGAUGAGACAGGUGAAAUGAAGGACAGAGGGGUGUUGACAGGACUGAGGGUUCCUGUGUUGAAACCCAUGGAACUCAUGGUUGAAGCAUCACCACGUCGUAUCUAUGCGAACGCACACACGUAUCACAUCAAUUCGAUCUCCGUCAACUCUGAUGCCGAAACGUAUUUAUCUGCUGACGAUUUACGUAUCAAUCUGUGGCAUUUGGACAUUACGGAUCAGAGUUUCAACAUAGUCGACAUCAAGCCAGCCAACAUGGAAGAGCUCACUGAAGUCAUCACGGCCGCUGAAUUCCAUCCGACCGACUGCAACAACUUCGUGUACAGCUCCAGCAAAGGCCUCAUACGUCUCUGCGAUAUGCGGAUGGCCGCUUUGUGCGACCGACAUGCCAAACUGUUCGAAGAAGCAGAAGACCCGGCCAACCGCAGCUUUUUCUCCGAAAUUAUUUCUAGCAUUUCCGACGUGAAGUUUUCCCGCUCUGGCCGUUACAUGCUAUCCCGAGAUUACCUCAGUGUGAAAGUGUGGGACUUGCACAUGGAAACGAAGCCGAUCGAGACAUAUCCAGUGCACGAGUACCUCCGUUCGAAACUCUGCUCUCUUUACGAGAACGACUGCAUCUUUGACAAGUUCGAGUGCUGCUGGGGCAACAACGACCAAGCAGUUUUGACGGGCUCAUACAACAACUUCUUUCGUAUGUUUGACCGUACCACUAAACGCGAUGUCACACUGGAGGCGUCACGGGAAAUCGCUCGGCCUAAGACAACUCUCAAAGCUAAGAAGAUCUGCUCUGGAGGUAAACGGAAAAAGGAUGAGGUCAGUGUCGACAGUUUGGACUUCAACAAGAAAAUACUUCACACGGCUUGGCAUCCAACCGAGAACAUCAUUGCAGUCGCGGCCACCAACAACCUGUUCAUAUUCCAAGAUAAGUUUUGAAGACCUAAGGAGGAAGAAAAAAAAAGAUGAGAAAGAGGCCAGCCGGAAGUGUUCAGAGAUUAUUAAACGAGACUUAAAGAAAUCGAAAGAACAAAAAAAUAAUUAAAAAAAAAAAGACAAAAAAAAGGUUUGAAAGAGAGAGUUGGCUCGUCUUGUUUGUUGCCUGCGAAACACUUCCGAAAUGACUAUUCUUCAUUUUGUGUUCGAUGGUCGAUGGGUGGUUGGGCCAGCAGCAAAAGAAAACCGUAAGCACCACAGCCAAAUCGUUCAUCUUUUGCCAUUGGACGACUCUGCCCUUAAUCAUGUCCCUUUUUUUUAUUUUUUUUUAUUUUUCUUUUUCUUCUUCUUCUUCGUUUCGGAACAAAAUAGAAACGGCUGACUAUAGCGACUAUACAAACUUUCCCCCUAUUUGCUUCUAAGGCUCUGUUACCUUCCACAUCUUGAAAUGCUGCGAUAGCGUCCGUCUAUUGCUCUCCACAGCCUGACUGACCGAUGGUCAUCUAUGUCAAUGGUCCUCAUUUUUUUUUUCUCCCUAAACAAAAUUUUCUCUCCGCUUCGUGUCAAAAUUUUUAUUUAUUUAUUUUGCCUUCCGCCAUUGGCCUAGAAUUUCUGUCUCUUGCUCCCCGUCCCUUGCUCUCGGCCCCCUUUUUUUUGCUCCCCGCUCGAGUCGCUAUAGUCGAGCGAUCUACCACGCAGAUCUGACAGUUUCUUUCGUCGUAGGACAUCAUUGUCUUCCCGAAGAGUUUAUAUCGAGAGUGAGGUUAAAAAAUCGACUGUGAGAGAAAGUGAAUGGAUGUGAUCAAAAAGGCUACAAAUGGUUCAAUUCCCGCCCCGAUUCACGAGAAUUGGUUCUUCCCGUAAGGCGUCCAUUUAAAGCCUAGUCAGCUCAAGAGACUUUUUUUUUUCCCUUUUUUUCUUCUUCGUCUUCUCUGCGUGUAGGUUUCGUGUCGGAAAUAGGGAAUGGAAAUAAAAUUGUUGAGGGAAGGACCAUGAUAUUAAUUCAUGAAGAAUGAAAUGAGAAGUCAAGUGUGGCGCAGUAUAAUUUCUCGACUCUCUAUGCCAACAAUUUUGCUACAGUGCAUCUCUUUCACCAUGUUUCUUGUACACUUCUAAAGUUUUUUCCAACACUUUGCGUGCUCGGAGGGUGGUCCAAAACAUCGGCGAAAAGAUUUCAGAAAACGGAAGAACUGAAAUUCAAGAAACGUUCGUAAGGAACAAAAUCACGUCAUAUUCUUUAUUUUUUUUUUUUUUUUUAAGAAUCAGUUCCCUCCAUCAAACAAAAUGUAUCCAUCACCUCUAUUUCUAAUCUAACCGCACUUUCGCCACCCCCUGCGGUGUAACACCGACAUGGUUCUCGUGUAAUUUCCCUUUCACAUCCCGCCAUGCUCUCCGAUUUAUUAUUAUUUUUUCUUCAGAGAUGGCAAAUCCAUUUCUUUAUUGUAAUUUUUUUUUUCGAUAUCUAGAUUCACUUCAAAUCCAUCUUGUGUUGAUGAUAUGAUUUUUGUCUUUUCACUUCUUCCCCAUUCUUCCUCUCAAUACGUGUGAAGUCGGCCACGUUUGUGUACAGAUGUGUCUUUUUUUGGUAGCAUGUGGAACAAUACACUGACCUUUUAUGA
Messenger RNA from Daphnia carinata, 3206 nucleotides. RefSeq names its product protein phosphatase PP2A 55 kDa regulatory subunit-like (gene tws). The record is from RefSeq and is a predicted model, not a curated record. Bases 166 to 1590 code for a protein of 474 amino acids. Gene Ontology annotation, cellular component: cytosol; protein phosphatase type 2A complex. The transcript has 7 exons. Gene Ontology annotation, biological process: peptidyl-serine dephosphorylation. Lineage: Eukaryota; Metazoa; Arthropoda; Branchiopoda; Diplostraca; Daphniidae. Gene Ontology annotation, molecular function: protein binding; protein phosphatase regulator activity.